Messenger RNA from Medioppia subpectinata, 1389 nucleotides. The record is from the annotation of a GenBank genome assembly. Lineage: Eukaryota; Metazoa; Arthropoda; Arachnida; Sarcoptiformes; Oppiidae.
AUGUUUGACGACCGGUUCAACGGCCAGACCAGCGACUCGUUUGGCGCCGAGUACUCCAUGACAUUCGCCGCACCGGUUAAUGGCACGGCUGUUGAAGGGGCCGGCAGUAGUCGGCUGUAUAUCACGGCACUCGUGAAGAGUGACGGCACGGCCGCCGCUACCGUCAAAUGGGUCCGCUUUGACAGCAGUGGUUACCAACUCUCGCACAACAGCGACACUCAGUACAAGACGUCGUCAAUUGUCUUCGGCGACGACUUUCAGCCGACACUAACGGUCAAUAUGUAUCUACAAGUGCUGAAAGAUGGGGCGGCCAGCGAUUCCGGGGGCGCCACCGCCGCCGCACUGUACGACACGUAUGAGUCGGUGUGUUUCGGCCAACAGUCGGAGCCGGCGGACCAUCAGUACGCCAAGACUUACCGGUGCUAUCGAUUUACGGACAGCGCAGGCGAUGGUUCACAACUCGUCGCCGAAGACUAUACCCAGAAAGCCAUCGAAGGUCUGGAGCGUGAGAUGAAUGGCCAGAACAUAGCGUACGACUCGAGUGCCGGCGACUCUGUCCUCAGGACACUCAACAGCGAUCACAAGACAAUCGGUGUCUUUCGGUUCAAGCGAUUCAAUUGGCAUUCAGAUAAUGAGACCAUUUAUAUGUUUUUCUAUCUCAAAGAUCGGAUCAUCUCUUACUGUCCGACGCGAAGGAAUCUGUUUAUCAAAGAAUGUCCGUAUAGAGACUUCAAAGUACUCGUCAAUUGCAGCGAUUAUACACCAAUAGUGACCACAACUGCAGCCACAACCACCACAACCAUCGCCGACACUCAGCCCAUAACUCGUGCCAACACUACCACAACAACCGACACCAAUACAGAUACCAAUACAACCGCUGCCGGAGGGGGAGCGCCGGUAGUAGGGGCUGAACAGUCGCCACAACCGUCACAACCAUCAGGACCGGUGAAGACAACGCCAAAGUCUGCGGCGGCGGUGAUUACCGGUGGUAUUCACGUGGGAGACGGCGAUACGAGCACAACACCGGUGCCAUCGGCUGAUGAUAUGAAGGGCGCAGACGUGACAAUUGGUAUUGUAGUGAUCGGUCUGUUGGCGGUGUUGGCUAUAUCUGUGGUAUUGUCGGUGGUGUUCGGCGCCAAAUACUGUGCACAUCACGAACAGUCUGUGUCCGGCCGGUCGGCCACUACUGGCGGUAAAGUUGCUAAAAGCGAUGACGUUAUCAUCAAACCCAGUGCUCCGACAGCGGCUACUGAUGGCAAACCCAGUGGUGAUAAUAUCGGUGACGCGGAUGAGCACAAGAGUGGGCAACUCAGCGAUGAACAGAUCCCCAGCCGAUCGCCGGCCACUACUAGUCGCCAAGCGAUGGCUCCCAUUGUAAAAGUCGAGUGA